Rotaria socialis is the source of this 690-nucleotide messenger RNA. NCBI's taxonomy places the organism in Eukaryota, Metazoa, Rotifera, Eurotatoria, Philodinida, Philodinidae. The record is from the annotation of a GenBank genome assembly.
AUGUCAUAUUUUAUUUCGAAUUCAUACAAUCAGGAAUCUUCGCAUUUAUUAUCACCAUAUGAAGCUUUCUAUGAGCCAUCAAUGCUGCCGAGAACAAUCAUUCCAAUUCCUUGUGAUUAUCAAUACAAUUCAAGUUCAGUAUCAAUGUUCGAUUAUUAUCAAACUCCAACAGAUGAUUAUCAUUUAGGCUCUGAUUACCCUUCAUAUCAACCUUCAUCAACGCUGAUCGAUCUGCCAGAACCCAAAACGGUUAAAAUCCUCAUCAAUCCAUUCUUUAGGCCAAAGACAACAAAUCGAACAAGUGAAUCUUCACCAGAAAUCGAACCGCACAAGCAAAAUACGACAAAAUCAGCACGAGAUCGAACUCGUUCACCGCCAUCAUCUGAUAGAAAAGUCAUAGUAUGUUCGAAUAAAAUGCAGUAUGGGCGUGAAAAACGAAAAGGGAAAAAAGAACAAUUUAUGGAAGAAAAAAAAUUAUUAUUUGAAAAACAAUCAACAUCAUCUUCAAAACGAAAACAUUAUCGUUCAACAUCCGAUCGACGCGAACAUAAAAAUGACAAAUUAAAACGUUUAUAUAAACAAUAUUCUGAUGAAGAUCAAUACACAAAAUGGAAACCAUUAUUACUUGAAGAAUGUUUAGCUCUAUAUAAAUAUGCUAAUGAUAAAUAUCAUCGAAAAAUCUUUCCAUAA